Messenger RNA from Theobroma umbraticum, 798 nucleotides. The record is from RefSeq and is a predicted model, not a curated record. NCBI's taxonomy places the organism in Eukaryota, Viridiplantae, Streptophyta, Magnoliopsida, Malvales, Malvaceae.
AUGUUUUCUUCAGCUAAGAAGCAGUUCAAUCUAGCAAAAGGUGACCUCCCUUAUGCUUUUUCACCAUUGCCCCAGGAAUCUUGUGCAGUUACUAUACAAGACGAACCCAUUUCUUCACAAGCUGAAGAAAAUUCGCCCCAGCCCUAUCCUCCACACUCCAAUGGUUCAGCAACCAGGUUGUUCAAGGAGAUCAUCCGUUAUGCGGGACUGCUAGCCUGUAUGGGAAUUCUUUUUUACGGAGGAUACCGGCGAGCCAUUGACAUUAGUUUCACAUAUCCAUCUCCUGUUCUGGAUGCCAACUCAUUAACUAUAUCUAACCUUAAUAUCCUGAACUCCAAGUUGGUAGGUGUUUGGGAUGUUAACAUCACGUUUGGGCAUUCCUUCGGGGAUGAUGCAGAGGUUACAUACUACGAUCUCUUCGCGGGUUCCAUCUAUUAUAAGCAAGUCAAUGAUACGUGUGCAAGCAAUUUGCUUGCAAAUGUUAAUGCGAUGACACUUUACGUGCAGCAGAAGGAAGGCUCUAGGGUGCACUUAGAGUUUGCAAAUACAGGAUGGGAAGCUGACCAACCGGUUAUGGAAGAGCAAGUCAUUCAGGAAAUAGGUAAGGAACUAGAAAAUGGAGUACUGCAUUUCUCCUUGGAGAUAGAAUUUCAGGCUACAUUUCAGAAAUGGGGAGAAUUGUGGUCAGGUGCGGAUCAUAAUAGAAUUAAUAGGUACUGCUGGGAUUUAAUGGCCGGGGUUGACAGGGCCACAGGGAAAGGGAGGUUAAUUGAUGCCAAGGCUGUAAAUUGCUAUUGA